Molecule: messenger RNA, 1327 nt
Organism: Hibiscus syriacus
Lineage: Eukaryota; Viridiplantae; Streptophyta; Magnoliopsida; Malvales; Malvaceae
Product: GDSL esterase/lipase At1g71691-like
Exons: 5
Coding region: 41-1135 (364 amino acids)
Molecular function (GO): hydrolase activity, acting on ester bonds
Source: RefSeq, a predicted model, not a curated record
UCUUUCCUCAAAUCAAAUCUUCAUUUUCGAUAGCCCUUCAAUGCCACCUUCUUCCUCCCCAUUGCUAUCCCCAGCAAGCCCACUGGUUUCUUCUUCCCCUCUGGUCCCUGCACUCUUCAUUAUCGGCGACUCAACCGUCGACUGUGGCAACAACAACUAUCUUGGCACCUUUGCUCGGGCCGAUCGCCCUCCUUAUGGCCGUGAUUUCGAUACUCAUCUCCCCACUGGACGCUUCUCCAAUGGAAGAAUCCCCGUUGAUUACCUCGCAUUGUAUCUCGGGCUUCCGUUCGUGCCAAGUUAUCUUGGACAAACUGGAGAAAUGGAGGAUAUGCUUCAUGGAGUCAAUUAUGCAUCUGCUGCUGGUGGUGUUAUUUUCUCUAGCGGAUCAGAGUUGGGCCAGCACAUCUCAUUCACCCACCAAAUUCAGCAGUUUGGUGAUACUUAUCAGCAGUUCGUUUUAGGCCUGGGUGAGGAUGUAGCCAUCGAUCUAAUCUCGAGUUCGGUUCUUUACAUUUCGAUCGGGAUAAACGACUAUAUACAUUACUAUUUGCGUAAUGUAUCAAAUGUGCAAAAUUUGUACCUCCCUUGGGGCUUCAACAAGUUCUUAGCGUCCACAAUGAGGCAGGAAAUAAAGAACUUGUACAACAUUAAUGUCAGGAGAUUCGUCAUAAUGGGGUUACCGCCGAUUGGCUGUGCUCCGUACUACUUGCAGCGGUACAAGAGCAACAAUGGGGAAUGUGUUGAAGAGAUAAAUGAUAUGAUCAUGGAGUUCAACUUUUUCAUGAGAUACAUGAUUGAUGAGCUUCUUCAUGAGCUCCCUGAUGCUGGCAUAAUUUUCUGUGAUGUGUUUCAAGGUUCCAUGGAUAUAAUUCAGAACCAUAAGAGUUACGGUUUUGAAGAAACCGCCAAUGCUUGCUGUGGGUUAGGGAGAUAUAACGGAUGGAUCAUGUGCAUGUCGACACAAAUGGUGUGCCGUAAUGCUUCGGGUCACAUCUGGUGGGAUCAGUUCCAUCCCACUGAUGCAGUGAAUGCCAUCCUAGCAGACAAUGUGUGGAGCAGCCGCCACACUGAAAUGUGCUAUCCUAUGAACCUGAAAAAAAUGGUCUUUAGCCAAAACCUGAACAACCUCGUAUAAAAUCUUCGAUGAUGCUCGGAAAACAUUCAAUUCCGCUGCUAGCUGCCAGAAUUUAUUACCAACAAACAAAGAUCGAAACUAGGAUACAUUACAGUCUGAAUGAGAGAGAUUUGUUACCAGAACUGUAGAGCUAUGAUACUGCUUCAACGGCGGCAAAGCAGUAUGUUUCAUUCAUGUAUGUAAAAUAGAUUA